AGUAACACGCGAACAAGCGAUGAGUCUUCUCAAGGUAACGUUCGGAGCUAUAGCCUGGUCACUGAGUCUGUUCUAUUCCAUCCGGGUGCUGUUCUUCAUCGCGGUGCAGUUUUUUACCAAGCCACAUUCCAAGUUUUGGGUCGUCAAGAAGCGUCCCUAUCCGCCGCAAUGUCUCCAGAAGCAUGACUACGGAGUGAGCCAGUUUAUCACGGUGAAUGGCGUUAAGCUGCACUACGUCGAAAAUGGCGAUCCAAGCAAGCCGCUGAUGAUAUUCGUCCAUGGCUUCCCGGAGUUUUGGUUCUCAUGGCGAUAUCAGCUAAAGGAGUUUUCCAAGGACUAUUGGGUGAUUGCCGUUGACAUGCGAGGAUAUGGAGAAUCAGAUAAACCGAAAGAUUUGAGCGCUUAUCAGGUGUCCAAUAUGGUACAAGAUAUCAAAGAGCUUGUCAUUGCAUUAGGUCGUAAAAAGUUUACCCUAGUGGCUCACGAUUGGGGAGCGGCAAUUUGCUGGGAAUUUGUGUCCCAACACAUGGACAUGCUAGAUAAGUACAUCAUGAUGGAUGCUCCCUCGAGAGGAGUUGCCCGCAAGCUGAUUUUUUCCAGUAAGGAGCAGUUCAAAAUGUCUUGGUACAUGUUCUUUUUCCAGAUGCCAAAAUUGCCUGAAUUUUUUAUACGGAUGAACGACUUGAAGACGUUUGAAAUGGCAUUGGGAAAGCAUUGCACACCGGAGGAGGUUGAGGCCUUCAAGUACACGUUUUCCAAAAAAGGAGCCCUAACUCCACCAAUCAAUUACUACCGAGCAAACUUUGCUAGCACGUCGAAAUGGACUCCCAACCCGCCAAAGGACAUUCCGCACGUACCGGGGCUAUACUUGCUGGGAGAGAAUGAUUUGUACAUAUCGAAAGCAACCGGUGAGAUGUUACAGAAAAGGUUCAACAAUCUGGAGUUUAAAAUUAUCCCAGGAACGGGCCACUUCGUACAGCAGGAGAAUCCGGAUAUGGUGAACAAGUUGAUGCGGGAGUUCCUAGAGAAGAAAUAAAUCCUAGUUGUGACGACAA
Ochlerotatus camptorhynchus is the source of this 1055-nucleotide messenger RNA. RefSeq names its product epoxide hydrolase 1-like. NCBI's taxonomy places the organism in Eukaryota, Metazoa, Arthropoda, Insecta, Diptera, Culicidae. The transcript is spliced from 6 exons. The record is from RefSeq and is a predicted model, not a curated record. The coding region runs from base 20 to 1036 and encodes 338 amino acids. Gene Ontology annotation, molecular function: hydrolase activity.